AUGCAUGUGCUUGCUUUGUUCACAAGUUUUGAUGUUCAAGCGAUUAGUUUCUCUAGGUGUUUUGAGGAAAGAAAAUGGCACACGGGAGUUGUGGUUUAUGGUAAUGAAUACUAUUUUGGAGGCGGCAUACAGAAUGCUUCUGCUGGAACAACACCAUAUGGCACUCCAAUUCGAGUUGUAGAUCUUGGUGUCACACAUGUGCCCAAAGAUGUAUUUGACAUGUAUCUGCAAGAGAUUGGCCCUCGCUACACUGCGGAAAAAUAUAGUCUGCUAACUCAUAAUUGCAACAACUUUAGCAAUGAGGUGGCACAGUUUUUGGUCGGUGCUUCCAUACCAGACUACAUUUUGAACCUCCCCAAUGAAGUUAUGAGCAGCCCAAUGGGUGCUGUCAUAUUGCCUAUGAUACAGCAAUUGGAGACAACAAUGAGAGCAGGUGCGGUUCCCCAGGCUCCACAGUUCAGGCCUUCUACAGCUGCUCCUGUUAAGAAGUCCACAGGCAUUGAAAACAAGGAGUUUCCGAGUAAAACAACACCGGAAGCAAAAUGUGCCAGUUCUGAAGGACAAGAGGAACCGAAGAAGAAUGUAGGCUCCCCUGCGGGUGGAGCACAAGAGGAGUCGUCCCGUAAAAUUGUACGAGACCCUCUUGGAAAUGCUCGAAGCAAAUUACAAGAGGAGAUCAGUGCAGAGUUUGCUGCACUUAUGGCUAGUGGAACGCUACGUGCAAGUGAGGCUGCUGCUCUAGCAACUAAGAGAGUGAUGCAAAGAUAUGGACAUAUGAAUGCCGCGCAGAGCUAG
Messenger RNA from Fraxinus pennsylvanica, 795 nucleotides. NCBI's taxonomy places the organism in Eukaryota, Viridiplantae, Streptophyta, Magnoliopsida, Lamiales, Oleaceae. The record is from the annotation of a GenBank genome assembly.